Ilex paraguariensis (yerba mate) is the source of this 615-nucleotide messenger RNA. The record is from the annotation of a GenBank genome assembly. NCBI's taxonomy places the organism in Eukaryota, Viridiplantae, Streptophyta, Magnoliopsida, Aquifoliales, Aquifoliaceae.
AUGGUAGCGAAAGUGAAUGAGGAAAGCUGGCAUGACUGUCUGCAAGAUCUUUCUAGGCUUAAGCAUAAGCGGAGUCAAGCUCUUGCUAGGUUCGAUAGAAAGAAUGAGUGCAGCAAGGAGGAAAGGAGUGGAGGAUGUGAUCCCGGUAGGACGCUAAAGACUGACUUGCCCCCACUUUAUGGAUGUAGCAAGUCUAAUCGUCUGGUACUAAACUGCUGCAGUAAAGGUGGGAACCAGAUAUCGACUCAAGGGGUUGGGUUGGUUUACAGCUCGGUGUGGAAGAACCCAGGCUUUUGGUCUCCCUUUCUAGCAGCGGUUCCUGAUUCAAUUGUAAGUGUUCCGAGCCUGAGUUCAAUCCCAAAACCAAAAGUCCAUCCCAGCUGUCAACUACGUGCGGAUAAGGGACGAAGAAUGCUUAAAAUUCCGGUUAUUCCUCUCCAAAGAAAUCCCCGUAUUCGCUUCGCCCCUCAAGUCCCACAUCGGCUUGAUGCCAUCUUCAUGAAGGAGAAUGCCCCAAAAGCGUCUGCUAAGAUUAACUGUACAAAAUCGAAUGCUGUCAAAUUUGCCUUAGUGCAGUUACUCUCAGUGAAGUUCCUAAAUAGGAAUAUUUGGUAA